Messenger RNA from Lodderomyces margitis, 471 nucleotides. Its product is annotated as mitochondrial 54S ribosomal protein mL59. Gene Ontology annotation, molecular function: structural constituent of ribosome. The coding region runs from base 1 to 471 and encodes 156 amino acids. The transcript has a single exon. The record is from RefSeq and is a predicted model, not a curated record. Lineage: Eukaryota; Fungi; Ascomycota; Pichiomycetes; Serinales; Debaryomycetaceae. Gene Ontology annotation, cellular component: mitochondrial large ribosomal subunit.
AUGUCUCUCACAGCCAAGGAAGCAUUCGCAAAGCUUCCACAGAAGCUACAUAACUUUUUCAUAAAAUACCCACCAAGGCCCUUUUCUGAAUAUAAAAAUGGUCCAUCGGUGACGUCUGACCCGGAAAAGAAUCCCUUUUUCCCUAAUAAAAAUACUGAAACAGGAAGAUGGCAUAGCUCGCUAUACUCACGCCGAAGGUCAGCAGACUUGUUCAAGUUAGCUAAAAAGUUUGGCAUACAUGACCUUUUACCUCCAACGCCAAGGAAGUUCCAUGAAGACAAGUACGUCAACAAGAAAUGGAUGCAAGGAAUGGUUCAACCAGCCGGCAGAGCUGACCAGGCUGAGUUGGAAGAGAAGUUCAAAAAGAGGGAGGAAGCUAUUAAGAAUAUGGACAAGACUAUCGCCAAAGCAAGACCUGGCUAUAAGAAGUUGUUGAAGAAGAGAGAACAAAGAAAGCCGACAUGGUUUUAG